Angiostrongylus costaricensis is the source of this 231-nucleotide messenger RNA. The record is from the annotation of a GenBank genome assembly. NCBI's taxonomy places the organism in Eukaryota, Metazoa, Nematoda, Chromadorea, Rhabditida, Metastrongylidae.
AUGGUCGCGCUUCUAGUUGCACUGGUUAUUCUGUAUAAGGGUAACCACUAUGGGACUACUAGACGAAGUCUGAUCAACGUCGCCUUUGCGACGACAUCUGAUGACGACGCCUUUGAGACGACAUCUGACGACGACUUAGCCCUAGUGUGGAUGGACACCGCACAUCGGACUGAACUCGUUCACGUGCGCUCCUCACGCCUCGUAGCUCCUCAAUCCGCCCAGCUACGUUAA